AACACGACAGCAAGCCAAGAAUCAAGAGGCUCGGGGAAGAUGCAGGCGGCGAAGGAGAAGGUGAAGGACGGGGUGAGCGCGGUGAAGGCCAAGACCAAGAUCGCGCAGGCCAAGGCGUCGGAGAAGGCGGAGGCGGCCACGGCGAGGUCGCACGCGGAGCGGGAGCUGGCGCACGAGCGCGGCAAGGCCAAGGUCGCCGCCGCCAAGAUGGAGCUGCACCAGGACAAGGUCCUACACCGGGAGGAGGCCAUCGAGCACCGCAUCCACAAGCACGGCGGCCACGGCCACCACCACCACAAGCACGGCGUCGGCAUCGUGGCCGCGCCCGCGCCGGCGCCCGGGGCAGGGGCGUACUACUCUACUGCUGCACGUCACCACUACUAGCGCUAGCUAGACGGGCACAUUCGCCGACUGUGCAAUAUGAUCCCGCUAGCUAAGCAUGUACUACUUCGUACUGUUUGUGUUUGACAUACCCACGCCGAAAUGC
Molecule: messenger RNA, 487 nt
Organism: Triticum aestivum (bread wheat)
Lineage: Eukaryota; Viridiplantae; Streptophyta; Magnoliopsida; Poales; Poaceae
Product: late embryogenesis abundant protein 6
Exons: 1
Coding region: 40-384 (114 amino acids)
Biological process (GO): embryo development ending in seed dormancy
Source: RefSeq, a predicted model, not a curated record